UGUUGGAAAGCAAAACAAACUGCGCUCUAAAGUGUUCGUUCUUUUCAGAAUUUUUUACGUUUCUCGUGCAAAAUUCAACGCAAAUACUUAAAACAUUCGCAUUUCGUUUAAUGCAAUAUUAUGCAUUGCGUUGCGUUCAACAAUUGUUAAUGUGCUUAUGCUGGCCCGGCCAAUGCAAAAUGUGUGUUUUUCUCGCUAUGUGCUGCAGAAGAGAAGACUGGAAGAAGCUCGGCAAUGUGAACCAUUUGGAUUUGUUGUUGGUUAGUGACAAAGCAAAUUAAGCUGGCUGCAUUCAAUUGACGAGGAGGAAAAAGCAAAAGAACAGUACACAAAAAACUAUAGAGAAAAGCAAACUCAACAACUCAACACCACAAACAACAAAAGAAGGAAACAACAACAACAACGGGAGCAGCAGCAGCAACAACAAUUAAACACAAGAAUAGUGCGUGGGCGAAAAAAAAACACAUUCGAGUUUAGUGUGUUUGAUUAACAAAAAUAAACCGCAAUAUACGAUUGCGAAAUAAACAGUAGAAAAGUGCAAAAAAAAAAAAAAAAAAACGAAAAUUACGCCAGACACAACAACAACAACAACAAGAACUGCAGUUUUGGGCAAAGCUUCGCUUCAACACAUGAACAACAGCAACAACAACUCGGUGGCGAGCGCAAAGAAGAAGACAACAACAACAACGUUGAGAGAGCCAAAGUCAAAUCCAAAGCAAGAGCGAGCUUAGUGUGUGGGGACAACAGAGGCGCCCUCUGUUGGGCGGCGGCAGCUGCGGAGGCUAAAACCGCGCGGCGGCCUUGACAGCUGUUGUCUUUCUUUUUUUUUGUUGUUGUUGUCUUUUGUUUGUGUUGCUCCUAGGACAUCCGGAUCUGCAAAGCAAACAAAGUGGAGCCGUAGUUGCGUUGUAAUUUGAAUGGCAUUUUGUUGUUUGUUAUAUGCCACAAAAGAUGAACAAUGAACAAAUUGGUGUUUCAUCUAUAUCAUCAUCAACAUCCACCAGGACAACACCAGCACAGGACAUCAGCAGCAACAAUCACAGUGCGGCAACUGCACAGCUCAUCAAGGUCAAAUCAACAGGCAGCAGUAACAACAACAACAACGAUAUUGCAACAUUAGUGACAAAGAUCCAAGCGAUAAUACCGGAUACGCCCAUUGUGUCGAUUGCCGCUGGCACGUUGAGUGAGAGCACAACAACAACGACAUCGACUAAGACGACACCGACGCCCUAUUUCCAGGAGCAGUUAACCACCUUAAUGUCGCACAAUGUGAAGCUGGAGCAGCGUCCAGCCAAUGACAGCAGCAGCAGCAGCAGUAGCAACAAUGCAGGUGCCGCAUUAGUUGGCAGCACCGCAAAAAGUGCAGUUGGCAGCACCCACAACGCAAGUGGCAGCACCGAAAACUCUACAGCUGCUGCAGCUGCUGAAGAUCUUUGCCAAAAUCAUGUGGCUUGUGAUAAGAAAAGCCCGAGUCCAAGUCCGGCCAAUAAAAAUGCAGUUGCCACCGCAACAGCAACAACCACAGCAACAGCAGCUGCUUCUAUUCCUGUCUCUGUUCCUUCUGCAGUCGAGAGCAGCAGCAAUAGCAAUAAGGAGGCCUCUGAAAGUGGCAGCAAAACUGCCAGCAGCAGCUUAAAGUUGACGCCACUGUUGCGAGUCAUGGGACAACCGGCGCCGGAUGUGAUUGCGACGGCAACGGCGUUGCAUCAACGCAGCGGCGCCACCACCAAGGGCAAGACACAAGAUGACCAGAACGUGGGCAAGCGUCUGAAAAAGAAAAAGACAAAAUACGAUACGUGGGAGGAUAGCGAUUUCAAUGAUCUCGACGACGCAUCGUUGAAGAAACUACUCGAAGAAGCUUAUUGGUAUCGCAAUCCUGGCGACAGGAAAAACAAAAGCGAGCGUUUUCUGCAAAUGCUCAAAAAGGCUGAGUACGACGAGGAGAAUUCUUAUCGUGCCAUUAAAAACUCGUUAGCACGCAACACGUCCGCCGCAUCAGCAGCAGCAGUAGCAGCAACGUCCAGUGGCGGUGGUGGCGGUGGCGGUGUCUAUCAUCACAGCCACAGCAGCAGCGUUGGCAGCGCCAGCAACUUUGCAGCAGCAGCGCACAACAACAACAGCAACAUCAAUUGUAAUAGCAACAGUUAUACAACAACAACAAAUCAUCGAUCAGCGAAUCAGCGACAUAAGCAAGGAGGUUCAUUGCAGGAUUUGGUGGAGGCGACGCAUCGCAGCGAGCUGGCAACGACGUCAGCAGCAGCUGCAACGGCAGCAACGCAACGUUUCAACUGUGAUUAUCAGCUGGGUGGCAACGCCGCCAAUCGUGCCAAUCGACGACAGCAGCAGCAGCAGCAAAGCAACAACAACUGCAACAACAGCAAUCAAAAUACUGCCUUGGCCAGCAAGAAAACCAAGAACAACAACAGCAACUCGUCUGUUUCAGCGAGACAACGAGAAGGCGGAAGUCUGCCGAGCAGCGUUAAUCUCGAGGCGAGCAGCAUGGAUGCAAAGCUGAAGCAAGCGCUCAUGAUGAGCGACAAUGCUCAUGAUCCGAAUGCCAGCAACAACAACAACAACAGCAGCAGUUUGCCCAGUCAACUGAAUGAGACAGGCACGAAAACAACAACCACAACAACAACGGCAGCAACAUCAUCGUCAUCAUCAUCGAGGAUAUUCGAUGAUUUCGAUGUUGAUGAUGUCGUUGCAGCAAUGCAGCGGCAGGAACAAUUGGAAGCGUUACGUGAGGCGCGCAAAGCAAAGAGAAUUCCCAGUUCAUCGACGACGACGAAUCACAUGUCCUUCAACUGCGAGCAGUUGCUCGGCGCUCUCAAUCAGCAGAUGCAAAAGCAACAGCAGCAACAACAACAACAACAGUAUCCGAGCGAAGGCAACAACAAGGAUUCGGGAGUGCCUGUUAAAGAGUUCCUAAUCGAUGAUCCGCUUCAUUUUUCCAUGCUGGAGCAGUCCUCUAAAAAUCAGCAACUGUUGCUGCAACAACAGCAACAACAACAACAACAGCAGCAGCAACAAUUUGCCGGCAACAACAAUGCGGCCGGACAGUUCUCGCUCAGCAUGGAGGAUCACAAGCGCAAAGUGGAGACUGGAUAUGUUUCCUUCAAUGACAGCUACACUGCCUGCUCCUCCGUUUAUGGCGUUGGCGGCAUUAGCGGCGGCUCCGGCUCUGGCUCUGGCUCAUCCUCCGGCUCCGGCAGUGUCAAUGAUGGCGCCAGCAAGUCUGGCUCAGUGGCUGGAUCAUCGGAGAUGUUUGCCGGCGGUGCGGCUGACAUGCGACCAGCGAAGAUGGGACGCAUGAUGACAGCGGCGGCAGCAGCGGUUGUUGCCUCGCAUGGGGCCAAGGCCACAACUCGUCAGUUCGAUGAGAAUGGAAAUGCGUUAAGUGACAGCUACGCUGGCGGCAGCAACGUGUGCAACAGCAACUCAAGCAGCGGUGGCUCCUCAUCCACUCAGCAGUUUACGACGCUCAUCAGCUCUGCUUUAAGUGCUGGCAAUGGUUGCCAACAACAACAACAGCAACAGCGCUCAAAUAGUGUGUCCACAUUGCUGUCCACUGGCAACUCGAAUGGAGCAGCAACCACAGCGAUGGCAGCGGCUGCUGCUGUUUCGGCCACGUUCAACAAUCAGUUGCAGCAGCAGACGCCAAUGAUUGCCGGAGCUGUUUCCUCCUCCUCAACAACAGCAACAACCACAUCGCAACAGCAACAACAACAGCAGCAGCAACCACUGACGAAACUCAAGUCGAAGAAAAAGUCACAGCAAGAGAGGAAUACAACAACUGUGGAUGUGGAGUCAGUGGCUGGUUAUCGAGGCAAAGAUCCCGUCGAGCAGCUGGUGAAAUACAUUGAGAACGAUGCGAAUGCAUCGUCAUCUAAUGCUGCUGUGCAGCAGCAAAAGAAAAAGGAGCGCAAGAAGCAGAACAAGCUGAAGAAAUGCAAUUCACUCGAAGAGUUGCGCAGCUGUGCCAAGAUCGAAGUCGAUGAACUAAAGCGUCAGGCAGCAACCACCGAAAUGAUGCGCAACAAUGGCAACGGUGGCAGCAGCAACGGCGGCAGCAGCAACAGCAGCAGCAGCAGCGCUGGCAACAAGAAAGGCGGCAACAACAAGCAUAAUUCAGCCUCGGUGGCGGACAUCAACAAGAAUUGCAACAAGGAGCAACAGCAACAAGAGCAACCAACUUCGUCUUCUUCUAAAGCAACCACACGCAAAGGCGAACGUCGCUCUUGGGGCACCGAGGAGCUGCAAUAUUUGGGUGAACCAACGUUGAACAACUGGACUGAGCCAUUGCCAACUGCAAUGUCAGAAACAAUGUUGCCAGCAGCAACAUCAACAGCAGCAGCAACAGCAACAACAUCCACAACAUUGUCUGCUUUGGCGUUGCCCACUUUAGCUCGCAUGUCCGAGUUGGAGGCGUUGAACACGGUGCUCAGCGAGACGGCCGAGUUUCAUGUGGUCACCAAGAAGAAGAAGCCAAAGAAACAACGCGCCGUCACCAUGGACGAUGCUGCUGUGGCAGCGGCAGCCACAACCGGUGGCAACUUGCAGCGCAUGCAACAGAUAACAAAGUCUGCCUCAUCGAACAUGAUGUCGCAACGUUUGCGUAGCGAUUACUACAACAAUCAUUACGGACAGCAGCAGCAACAGUAUAAUAAGCAGCAGCAACAAUAUCAACAGCAGCAGCAAUCAUCGCAUCAUCAGCAGCAGCAGCAGCAAUCACAUGCCUCGCAUGCCACAAGCGGAGGCAACUCGGUGGCAGCUUCCUCCUCCUCGUCUGCUCAAGACAAUUCGCGUCGCAAGUCAACAUCGUCGAUGCCGCCAUCGGAGAAAUCCGAUUCCAGUGAUCUCGAUUCGGUGCAUUCGCUGCCCAUACAGACGGGCAAGAAGAAGAGCAACAACAAGCGCGCUGCCGUCCAGGCCAAGCACACCUCACACAAGAACAACAACAGCAACCAAAACAACAACAACAAUUCACCUGCGCCAAUUUCAUAUGCGGACAUUGCACGCAACAAACGCGAAGCUUUGGCCAACAACAACAGCGAAGAGUUGGACGCCAAUGAAGCUGCUGCUCAACAGCAACUGCAACUCGACAGCAGCAACAGCAGCAGUGCCAGCAACAGCAGCGCCAGCAGCAACAACAACAAGCUGAAGGCCAAGUCAAAGUUGCGUCCCGAUUUCCCUGAGUUGCCUGGCGCAAUUUCAGGCGCCACAGUUUCGGCUGCUGCUGCUUUGAUUAGCUACUCGCAGAGCUUGAAUGCAACAGCAGCAGCAGCAGCCACAGAGGAUACCGAGGAGCAGCAACAGCCACAGCCACAGUUGUUGCCAUCAACAGCAGCAACAACAGUUGCCAAUGUAACGCCAACAAACAGCACAAAUGCUGCUUCGAUUGUUGCUUCGGUGUCGGCGCCGCCAGCGUUGCAAAAGUCCAAAAGCGUUGAACACGAUGCGAGCAGCUACAGCAGCAAUCUAGAUCUGCAAUAUCCGGCACUGGAGAAGACCGUAAAGCGUCACAGCGUCAACAAUGUGUCUGCGUUGCCAUCAACAACAGCAGCAGCAGCUGGAAGCAACAACAACAGCUACAACUUUGCAGCAGCAGCGAAGCAAUUGGAUGUGACCCCCACAGGAGCAACUACCUCAGUCUCAAUCAAGGCGAAAACAAAGUCAAAGGAGCUGUCGCCCACCAACAGCAACAGCAGCAACAACAGUAGCAGUAACAACAACAGCAAGAAGCUGGAGAAGCAAAAGUCAACAACAACCACAACAACUAGUCAGGAGGAUGCCUCAACACCUCCUCCAGUUAGUUUUAGCUUUGUUAGCUGCGGCACAGCAACCGGAAGUGGCAUCAUUACGUUCAAAACAACAGCAGCCACUCAAACGGAUGGCGUGAAGAAGAUCAACAGCAGUGGAACAACCUCAACGGGAGCUCAGACACAAACAUCGGCGCUGCCGGCGGCGGGCAAUCGACCGGCGGUGAUAAUACUCAACGAUGAUCGCGACUCGAAGCUGGGCAGGCUCAACAACGAGUUCAUCUUUGGCGACUUCAACGAGGACGAACUGAAGCUGUUCGAUGAUGUGAGUGAAAAGGAGCUGACCGAGGAGAAGGUUGCCAAGACGUCGUCGUCGUCGUCCACAGUUUCAACGGGCACGUUGACUGAAGUUUCCACACCGCCAACAGUUGCUACCACCGAUGAACAGCAACAGCAGCAGCAACAACAACAGUUGCAACUCCUGUUGAACGAUUCUAACGAUAAUUCAGCGUGCAUGGACAUGCUGUUGAUCUCAGGGCAGGCGGCGCAGUCGUCGCCCAAUGCAGCAAACACAACGUUGAUGGCAGCCAACAACAGUAGCAGCAACAACGUUAACAAUUCGUCCACAUCCUCGACAGCCUCGUCGUCCGCCUCAUGCUCAACCUCGGCCUCCUCAUCGACGCUGAGCAGCAGCAGCAACGCAAAUGGAAAUGGAAAUACGAAUGAUGCCAACGCUCUACAAUCUGCCACAAAUAUGGCAAAUCAAUCGAACGACAGCGGCAUCUAUGCCACAGCAAACACUUCAUCAACAUCAACAUCAACUUCUGCUGGGCACAUCAAGGAUCAGGUGAAUCAUUUCCUCAGCAAGGCGAGCAGCCACAGUCAUCACAGCAGCCACAGCAGCAGCAGCUGUAGCAGCAGCCACGACGAUCCGUUGCUGCCGAUGCAACAGCUCGAGACGUGCAACGACAUCGAAACUGCCAUCAUUGCCGCUGCUCGCGCUGCAGCCGAAGCUGCACUCAGCACCAACUCGAGUCGCCGCAACUCGCAGGAGCAACAGUUGCAGUUGAGCGGCAAAUCGAAAGUGCGACCAGCUCUUUAUAUGACCUACGAUGAUGCCACAGCUGCCACAGCGGCAUCGGAGGGUAAAGAUGAGGAAGCCGCUCAGCUGCGCGAAUUGAGUUUCAUGCCUGAUCUGAAGAGCGAUUUUGUUGCCGCUGCCCCAACAUCAGCAACAACAGCAACAGCUGCUGCUGCCAUCACGCUGCCACUGCCAUUGCCGCUGCCGCUCUCCACGCAACUGUUGCCACGUUUGGCGAUGCAGGCCAACACCGAACUCAUUGUGGAAUACAUCACCAACUCUUGGAAUGCGGUGGUGAAAAGCAAACACGUCUAUAUCUACAACGAGGAGAAUGAGUCGCAAACUUAAGAGGCAACAUCAAAUCCAUCUUCAUCCAUCAACUUACAACAACAACAUCAACAACAACAUGAACAUUGGCAACAGCAGCAGCAACAGCUGCUUAGAUAAUUCCUUCUUUAUAUUAUUUCAUUUUUAAUAUAUUAUAUAUUGCACAACAUGAUCAGCGUGUAGAAAUUUGUGUUUGAAGGCCACAAAAGAGUCAUCGAUAGAGAAGAGUUUGAGAUCGGUUUUUUGGACAGCAGAAGAUAGCGAAAAGAAAUCCAUGAAAAAUGUCCCCUAACUAUAUUUAUGUAUAUCUUUAUUUUGCGAGACAUUUAUCUGUUUGGUUAAUCAAUAACAACAACAGCAACAACAAAAAGAGAAAUCUAUUUAUUUAGAUAUUUAGAAAUUUAGCAUUAAUCUUCAAAGUUUUAACGCGCAUUUGAAAAUGUUUUUUGUUUUUUUUUCUCUUUGUUAGCAAUUUUCUUUUUUUUUUUGUUUGUUUUUUUUUUUUCUUUGAUUAUGAAGUAUGCAUAACUAUAAAUAUUAUAUAUAAACAUAUUAUAAAGAGAUAAUUAAAUUUUUAAAAUAUGAAUUUUUGUUUAGAACUCGGAAAGAAACGAGAUCUAUUUAUAAAAAAAAAGAAAAAAGAAAAAUGCCUAGAUAAGUUUAUAGUUUGUUAGGCUUAAGGCAAAGAAAGAAGAAAAUGAUGUCGACAUUGAAAGAAAAGAAAAGAAAAGAGAAGCAACAAAACAAAAGAAAAAGGAAAAGGAAGAAAAACAUAAAUUUAAAACUAAAUAUUGUGUAUGUAAAUAAGAGAGAAAGAAAAAAGAAAAACAAGAGGGAAAAAUUCUAGAAACAAAGAAAUUUGCGUUUAUAUGUAUUUAAACAAUUUGAUAUAAAUCAAAUCGAGAUAUAUAUGUAUAAAAAUUAAAGGAAAGAAAGAAACACAGAAUAUUAAGAAUAUUAAACGUAGUCAUGUAAGUUGCAACAUAUUAUAAAUGUGUGUGGCAUGCCACCACAAACAAAUCAGCCAUAAGCCUAAUGAGGUGAAGCGCACUUGAACGAAAAAUGCCGCCGUUUAGCAGAGCCAAAACACACACACACACACACUUUACACUCACACACACACACACACACACAUCCAGAAAAAAGGCUUUGAAGUAGUAAAAGAAAAAUAUAUGAAUAAAGUUGAAGAAAAAACUAAAAAAAAAAAGAAAACAAAAAACAAAAAAUGAGAGCGUUAGUAAUUUAACAAAAUAAAAGGAAAAACAAAAAAAUAGCGAAGCAAAACCAUAAAAAUCAAAUCAAAGCGUAGGCAUUAAAGAAAGCAUCAACUAUAAUAUUACAAAUUAAUAAAUAAUAAUGCAGAAACACACACACACAUACAUUUUUUUUUAUAUACAUACAUAACAUUUAACAAUAAUUCAUAAUAAUAAUAAUAAUAAUAAAAGAAAAGAAAAAAACGCGUAAACCGUUUCAAAAAUCAUUGUAAGUCUAAGCAACAACAACUACAACUAAAAUCGAAAAAGCGAAACAUCAUUAUUAUUAAACAUUAAAAAAGAAAAUUAAAAAAUAGAAGAAACAAGAAAAUUAUUUAAAUCAAAUUCUUAAAAAUAAUAAAAUAAAAAUCAAUUUUCAAAAGCAUUACAAAAAAAAAAACUAAAUGCCGCAUUGAAAUGUUUCAAUUUUAAAGUAGCAAACUAUAUCAAACAAAUCUUAAAACUAAAUCUGAGAGAAUGUCAAAGAAAAAAAAUCAAGAAAAAAAACACAAAAAAAAGAAAAAGAUAAUGCAGUUAGUUGGUGUUCAGUGUGUAAAAAAAAAAUAAAACGCUUUGGAGAAUGAGAAAAGCUAAAAAGAGAAGAGAAAGCCUCUCACACACACACACACAGAAUAGCGCUGUCUCUGUCUCAUGAUCAGCUCGCACAUAACCUCAAAAAUUCGAUAACAGUUAAAAGCUAACAAUAUAUAGAAAGAUAUAUAAAAUAUAUAUAAAUAGAUAUACAUAAAUGUGCUAGGCUAUAAUAUAAAUGUUUCUUAUGGGUGUAUUUAUGUAAUAUAUAUAUAAUAUAUUUACUAAAUGUGGUGGAUCGUGUGUCUGUCUCUCUAUAUAUAUACAUACAUAUAUGAUAAAGAUUAGGCUACACACUCUCUAUAUACAUACAUACAUACACAUAUAUUCCUACCUAAAACAGAUUGUAAUCAAAUUCAAUGUUGUGUUUUCCUUUUUUUUUGCCAUUCGCCCCGAAUUUCAGUGCACUUCUCAGCCUUGCAGUGAGUAAGUGAGAGUGAUAGAGAGAGAUAGAAAGCGUGGGAGAUCAUGCACAGCACUCGCACAAAAGCUAAGUGCUGUGACACUCGGCUAUCCAGGGCUGCAUUCGCUGAUAUUAUGCAAACAACAACAACAGAGAACAAAGAGAAUAAAGUUAGUUUUUAUGAUGUGGCUCGAGCUUCGUGUUUGGCAGCAGUUGGCUAACAGACCAAAGUAGCAUUAUUUACAUAAAUAUUAACUAUAUAAAUUAAAAAUAUACAUAUAUAUUAUACAUACACACAUAUAUCAGCUAUAUUUCUAUUCAAAAUUUGACUUUUUAAUGUGUGUGUGGAACAAAAAAUAUUAUUUUCGUUAAAGCGAAAAAGAAAAGGAUAGAGAACGCGAGAGAGAGAAAGAGAGAGAGAGUACUAUGGAUCAUAGACAGACUAAAAUUAAGUUUAUUUGAUAGCUAAACAAGAAAGAAGAAGAUGAAGCACUUAUAUAUAUUAAUAAAAUACGCUCUGUAUUAGAAUUUAAAGAAUUACUUAUCCGAAGAUCGAGUGAGUGCUAACUGUUUAUAACUAUGUAAGUGUGCGUGUGAAUGUGUAAGUGUGUGAGUGUGUGUGAAUGAUCAAAAACUAACCUCUAAAAUUUAUAUGAAUGUAUACUUCUUAUAUACUACAUAUACAUAUAAAUAUAUAUGUAUGUACUCUACUACCUAAAACUAAACUAAAUUAAAUGCUACUACUACUACGAGUAUAAAAUAAAAUUAAAAAAAAAAAAAAAACAAAUAUAUAAAUACAAUUACAAUUACAAUUACCAACUACAAUUACAAUUACGACGAUCUAUAACAAAAAAAAAAAAAAACAAA
Molecule: messenger RNA, 10281 nt
Organism: Drosophila albomicans
Lineage: Eukaryota; Metazoa; Arthropoda; Insecta; Diptera; Drosophilidae
Product: serine-rich adhesin for platelets
Exons: 8
Coding region: 940-7188 (2082 amino acids)
Source: RefSeq, a predicted model, not a curated record